GAGAGAGAAAUUGGACAAUAACAGUUCAAUCAAUCAGUACGGAGGCUAUGGCGACGAACAGCAGAGAAGCUCGGAGGAAGAAGAUCAUGGAGAGAAGCUCCGACCGCCUUGCCCUCAUCACCAGUCGCAUCCAAACCCUCCCAUCUUCUUCUUCUUCUUCUUCUUCUCCAUCGCCAUCAGCAGAUCUCCAGCCCUUUGACUCCCAAUCGAAUCUCUCCUACGCAACCAACGUUUCCUCUGAUGGAGAGGAUAAGACAUCUAGCUCUUUGCUGCCAGAAGACAAUCACAGCACCAAUGCUGGCCAGACUAAGGCUGAUUUUGGUGGAAGCACUCCCAUACCAUCCUUAAGCAAAUCUGAGACUAAUCCUGAGGCCAUACAAAGUCCUGCUUCGGAAAGCGGCGUAUUGAGAUCAGAUUUGUUCUCAUCAACAGAUCGAAGUACAUAUGUUUCUAAUUUGGCUACAGAAAGACAUGUGCAACCCCAGGCGGAGAAGCGUAACUUUUUCAGUCCAAGUCAAAUAAGUUCUGCCUUUGCAGCUACGGAGACUACUCGCCUUUGUUGUUCUGUAGCAGUAGCGCUCCUAGUCGUUUUAUCAUAUCUAGGAUUUCCUAUACUAAGCAUAAAGAUCAUAAGCAGCAGUUUGAGCUUCAGGCCUCUCUAUCUAGUUUUGCUAACAAAUGUAACAGUCGUCAUCGCACAACUUCUUGGUAAACAGAGAAGUUUGGGAAGGGCUGAUAGAGGAGGAAAUACAACACCAGCAGCCGGCGGAAAUGAUUGGACUGAACAACUAGGCAAGACUUUAGAGAUAGGUUUGCUGAUUCAGAGGGUAGCUGAUGCUGUGUUCAUGGAUUGUGCUGUUUAUGCGGUAAUUGUUGUGUGUGGCCUCUCUUUCACUCAGAAAUUCCGCUAGGAAAAUCUUUGUUUGGAAUUUUUAAAUUAAGUCGAUUCAUUCUUCUACUAUUGGCUGUUGAGGAACAUUGUAAUCUUGUGCGGAAAAAAUUAUGAGGUUAUGACAACACUUUCAAGUCGUAUUACUUUGCUGAUUAUUGUGAUUGGAGUUUUGUUUCCUUGAACUUUGACACUGUAGAUAUUGGUUUGCAAUUG
Morus notabilis is the source of this 1105-nucleotide messenger RNA. RefSeq lists its product as uncharacterized. The transcript has 2 exons. The record is from RefSeq and is a predicted model, not a curated record. Lineage: Eukaryota; Viridiplantae; Streptophyta; Magnoliopsida; Rosales; Moraceae. Bases 48 to 911 code for a protein of 287 amino acids.